UUUCUUUCUGAAAAAUUGUCUUUUGCUUCUUUAGCAUUCAAUACUCUCCUCUUCUCUUUCUUUUUAUUUCUAUCCUCUCACCUAAAAUCUUUGUUCAGUUCUGCAACCGACUCUGUCUAGAUUCAUCUAUCCAUUUAUAAUUAACUAAUGCUGCAUGGUAGUACUCAAUUUCAAAUAUGAGUUAUUAUUGUUAUUUGUGUAGAUUGUAGAUAGAUAUCAAAAUAUAUGUGAACUGCUGCCUGCUAGCAUGCAUCCGUUUCAGAGCCAUUAGUAUAUAUACACCCACAUAUAUAUAACCCCUGUACUUAUCUCUACAAUCUGUCAUAUUACUUGUUACUCUCAUUUCUCCUCUAAAAGAAUGGGUACUUUGCCAAGAAGCCUUCUUCAGUCCAAUAUAGCUACUUCGGAGCAAGAAAGCAAGCUUCUUUCUGCAUCUAAUGAAGCUUCUCCUUUCAUGUCUAGUUCAAGCAAAAACCAAGUUUCAGAUCGUCAUCAGUUUCAUCAUCAGAUCCCUUCCGGUGUCAUGAUUCAACCUAACUCAUCAUCCUCAACCCUUAAUCCUUCAUCCAGUUUCAUGGAUAAAGAUGGAGCAGGACCAUAUGAUCUUGGUGAAUUCGAUCAAGCACUCUUUCUUUACCUUGAUGGACAAAACCCUAACUCAUCUGUCUCACUCCAAGAACAGAACACAGCAGCAGCAGCAGCUAAUAUCGGGGUGAGGCCUCCAACACUCAACAUAUUCCCAUCUCAGCCUAUGCAUGUGGAACCUUCAUCAUCAACAAAGGUAAGUGCGAUAAGCUUGGUUAACCCAGCAAUUGUUGGGUCUAAGAGACCAUUAUCUGAGACCUCUGAGCAAAAAGCUACUGUUGUUAAUGUCCCUUCUGCUGACCCUCAACCACCUAAAGGUGUCAAGGUAAGAGUGUGUAUAUAUACUAGUUGUUAAUGUCCCUUCUGCUGACCCUCAACCACCUAAAGGUGUCAAGGUAAGAGUGUGUAUAUAUACUAGACGUACUGAUCGCAUACAACAGGCACAUUCAAAACACCCACAGACAUGUACACCACAUA
Messenger RNA from Daucus carota subsp. sativus, 1062 nucleotides. RefSeq names its product bZIP transcription factor TGA10-like. Bases 359 to 940 code for a protein of 193 amino acids. The transcript is spliced from 4 exons. NCBI's taxonomy places the organism in Eukaryota, Viridiplantae, Streptophyta, Magnoliopsida, Apiales, Apiaceae. The record is from RefSeq and is a predicted model, not a curated record.